This is a messenger RNA of Amoebophrya sp. A25, 1003 nucleotides long. NCBI's taxonomy places the organism in Eukaryota, Dinophyceae, Syndiniales, Amoebophryaceae. The record is from the annotation of a GenBank genome assembly.
UGCGCUGGUCGUCGGGGAUCUUUGUUUUUACUUGGAAAGCGGUAUUCGUUUAUGAAAAUAUCAUAUCCAAUUUUAUUUUUGUGAAGGUCAACUCACAAGCAAUUUCUCUCUCUUGUUUUUGUUACUUGAAAGGGUGGAAAGCCCGUUAAAAAUGGUUGUUGGUGAACGAUAGAAGUUACAGUAUGUCGAAGUAGAUGACAUUCUUCUUGGCAGCACACCAGAUAAGACUUGCUCUACAGAGGAAUUUACGAGAACACUGAGAGGUCAACGUGUGCGCUUGUUCCAUGCUGUCACUUCAUAUCUUUUUUCUUCCUUCAUACCUGUCUCUCCGGGAGAUAAUAGUGCAGAGGCCUUAAGAAACAAGCGAUCCUUUGGCCAUUUCGAGCGGGACUUCAACCGCCUUUACCGUUGUACCUACCGGAAAAACUUUGCACCUUUGUAUUAUGGGACAAAGAAAGACUGUCACAUUCAUAAUAAUGGAAAUGGAGGUUGUAGGCAGGACUAAAAAGCGUCGUGGCUGGGAGGAUAGGAGACGCAAGUAGUGCCGUCAACAAGAUAUAAUACAGUUGUUGUGAUGUGUCUCUUUCACUUUCACUCAAUCGUAAGAUCAAAAGUAAAGUGAUAUGAUUGAUCUUAUGGAGAAAUCCUAAAUAUAUUUCUACCUUUUUUUUUCAUUCAGUCCGCGAGUACUCGGAGGACAGUAUAGUAGCAGUGGAGACGGACGCUGGGUGGGGAUGCAUGAUUCGAGUGGGGCAGAUGUUGUUAGCCAACCUGAUGCAACGUAUGAAAGGAAAAGGUGUACUCAUAGUACUCAAGAAUAGCAUUCAAGAAAGGAAAAUGUGUACUCAAGAAAGGAAACGUACUCAAGAGCUGUUUCCCACUUCUGAAUUUUGCUUAAUAACUGCUUGAGUACGAGUAAGCUCUUCCCUGUCACACAACGGGAGUUGUUACUAGAGCAACGCGUCGACGCGCUGAAAAUCCUGCGCUAUUUCCUAGAUCGGCC